Molecule: messenger RNA, 750 nt
Organism: Cryptosporidium ubiquitum
Lineage: Eukaryota; Apicomplexa; Conoidasida; Eucoccidiorida; Cryptosporidiidae
Product: glycolytic phosphoglycerate mutase
Exons: 1
Coding region: 1-750 (249 amino acids)
Biological process (GO): glycolytic process
Molecular function (GO): intramolecular phosphotransferase activity
Source: RefSeq, a predicted model, not a curated record
AUGACUUACAAGCUAACUUUGAUUCGUCACGGAGAGAGUGAGUGGAAUAAGGAAAACAGAUUCACAGGUUGGACAGACGUUAAUCUGAGCGAACAAGGAGUUAGAGAGGCCGUUGAGGCAGGAAAAAUGCUCUUGGAUAAGGGUUUCAAGUUCGAUGUUGUAUAUACUUCUGUCUUGAAAAGAGCAAUAAUGACAACAUGGACUGUUUUGAAAGAAUUAAAUAACAUUAGUUGUCCAGUCAUUAACCACUGGAGACUGAAUGAAAGACACUAUGGUGCUCUACAAGGCCUCAAUAAAUCUGAAACUGCUUCUAAGUUUGGUGAGGACCAGGUCAAGAUAUGGAGAAGAAGCUUUGACGUUCCUCCUCCAGUCCUUGAGAAGUCUGAUCCCAGAUGGCCAGGGAAUGAGUUGAUUUAUAAGGGCAUCUGUCCACCCUGCCUGCCAACAACAGAAUGCUUAAAGGACACAGUUGAAAGAGUCAAACCAUACUUUGAAGAUGUAAUUGCUCCUUCUAUCAUGUCAGGAAAAUCUGUCUUGGUUUCUGCUCAUGGAAAUUCCCUUAGAGCUCUUCUAUACUUGUUGGAAGGAAUGACACCAGAACAAAUCCUCGAAGUUAAUAUUCCUACAGCAUGUCCACUUGUUUUGGAAUUGGAUGAUGAAUUGAAAGUAACAAACAAAUAUUAUCUGAUUAGUGAAGAAGAACUCAAGGUUAAGAUGGAGGCGGUUGCAAACCAAGGAAAGGCUAAGUAA